This is a messenger RNA of Beta vulgaris subsp. vulgaris (sugar beet), 2113 nucleotides long. RefSeq lists its product as hypothetical. Lineage: Eukaryota; Viridiplantae; Streptophyta; Magnoliopsida; Caryophyllales; Amaranthaceae. The record is from RefSeq and is a predicted model, not a curated record. The transcript has 6 exons. Bases 514 to 1908 code for a protein of 464 amino acids.
ACGACUUCUUAUCUAUCUCAUUUCAUUGCCUUAUCUUAAAUCAAUUGGACUCAACGUAGUGCCAUCUUCCAUCGUUUUUAACAUGAUUCAAAAAUCAAUCAAAUAUAUUGGGAACAUGAUAAUUUUGAAAACUGACAACUAAAAAGUAAAAAUCACUUUUCAUGGUUUCCUAUUUUUAGUUUUUAGUUUCAAAAAAACUGAAAACUGAAAACAAAACACGAUAACAAACGGACCCUUAGCUAGAACAACCACUUGUAUAGUUCUAAGUGCACCUUCAAAACGAGACACCCAUGCCCAUCGCCCCAUCCCAAUCACUCCCAACGUUCACUUCUCACAUAUUCAAACAUUCCCUCCAAAACAAUAAAAUCCAAAACAUGAACAACAUUUCAAAUAACAAAAGAAAACUCCCCAUUUUCGAUUCCUCUUCAUUAAAUCAAACUCAAACAAAAACAUAAAUUCUCUCUCUUCUCCAAUUAUUACAACAACAUUCAAAAUUAAACACUUGAAAUUCCCAUGGAAGCCGCCGAUGCAGAAGCGGCGGCUUUCAAGCCGGCUCAUCUAGUAACUCUCUCUCCUAUACCUUCUCCUUCACUCAACUCUCGUCGGCUCUCAAGCCGAUUCACCAAGCCGAGCAGCCCAAUUCGAGCCGGCUCAAAGAAGAAACUUACGGCUCCACCAUUGGCUUGGAUUUCUCUUCAAGGCCGACUUGUUGGCGCCGAAGAAGCUACCUCGGCUACAACUAUCGGCGGCUUAAGCCGAGAAGAAGCCGUGUGUUGGGAGCUUUUUAGCCCUAUUCACCGUGUUCUUAUUGUUGCUGUCGUUGCUGUUGCUGCCGCUAAAUGCGAGAAAAAUCGCCAGAUUGUUCAGCUUAGAAAUUGUGUCAAAUUAAGGGAUGAGAUUUUGAUGAGCAUGCAGCAAAAGCUUGAUGACUUGUGUGAGCAAAUGAAUUGUAUGAAAGAUCAAUCUCAAGAAGUAACUGAAUUGUCAGCAUCCAAGAAUCUAGAUUUCUCAUCAAGGAGAUUAUCUUUCCCUGGUAAAUCUGACUCUAUUUGCACUGACUGUUGGUUCUGUGACCAACGUCGAGUUGAGUUGGAUGAUUUAUCGGGAAAUUCAUUUGUGAAGGCUGCUACUGGUGACGAGAUGUUAAAAAAUACUCUCUCCGUUUCUAAUGAAGCAUUACAAGAAGAACGCCGCAUGUCAGAUCUAUCUGACUGGGCUUCAAGCAUCACCUCUGCUGCAGAUAUACAACUAAACAACUUAGCUAUGGAGCAAGAUACUCACAAUCUUAAGAGGGAAUGUGAAGAAAAGGAUGCUGCUUUAAAAGAGCUUUCUGCUUUUAUUUGCUCAAAAGAUGCUGCCACAUCUAAAAGAAUUGAAGAACUUGAAGAAGUUAUCCGUCGAAAAAAUACAAUUAUUACGAAGUUGAAGAAGGAUUUGGCUGUUUUGGAACAGAAGGUAGUAAGCCUAACAAGAAGUAGAAGGCGUUCAUUUUCUGGGCCAAGCAUAGAAAAGAAAGAGCUACCUACAAUGUCAGACAAUCUGCUCUAUGAUAUGGAUAGCCCGUCGUCUGAUUCAGACUGCUCUUCCAAGAAGCAGAAUACCUCUGAAGUAGUAGUAGACGCUCCAAUGAACACCCCAGUGCAAAACAGCCAUUCAUGUGAGAAUGUAACAAAGAUAAACCAGAAAGUGGCACUAGCGAAAAUUACAUCAUACUCUACAAAGCUGCCUCUUCAGAUCCCAAAAUCCAGACCUGUUACCCCCCUUAAGGAGAAGUCAUUGAAUGAAAGACAUGAAAUAACAGCUUCUCCAAUGCUAAACCAGGUUUCGACAAGUAUAGGUUCGCGGAAUAGCAGGAGACGAACUCAGACUGGAUCCAAAGAUGCAGCCUCACUGAAGAGAUGGAUGUAGUAAGGUAUUGAAAGUACAAAGUUGGGUUUCAUAGCCCAUGGCACAUAUGUUGGAAUGAUAAUUUGCUAUAACACAGAAGAAUGUGUCUUUAUUAGCGUUAUCAACAUGGUAAGUUAUGGUAGAACUAUGUUAUUCUAAGACAAUCUUAGUGGUAAUAUACUUGCUCUUCAGCUAAGCAAUCCCCUAUGAUAGACCAUGUGAACCA